Messenger RNA from Carica papaya (papaya), 1621 nucleotides. The record is from RefSeq and is a predicted model, not a curated record. Lineage: Eukaryota; Viridiplantae; Streptophyta; Magnoliopsida; Brassicales; Caricaceae.
AAAUGUUGGUUCAGCGUAUAUGCUACAUCCUGAUAUCUAUUCACUUUUGCCUUUUAGGUUUGGAGAGCAGAAUUAGUAUUAUCUGAUUUUGUAUUGCAUAAAAUGUGCAUUUCAUCUGAACUUGAUGGAAUUGUGUCAUUAGAACUUGGUGCUGGAACAGGUAAACAAUAUCUGCCACCUACUUUGGUGCCUUUUUCUACGCAUGUGUUAUGUUUUCCAUAUAAAUAUUAUAUGGUUUGAGUCCCAUGCAUGUAUUAUCAUUUCCUAGCAAUUUAAGAUCUUUGGACAGGUAAGACCGAGAAAGCUUGCUGUAAAUUUUACCAAUAAUUACAAGUUGCAGCUUAAGCUGCAUGUUUUCACAAUUCACACAUUCAACAAUAUGAAGUGUAGAGUUUUUGUUAAACAUCAGCAAACAAGAUUAUCUUAGACUCUUAUCUUCAUGCAUAUGAAUAAAAGUAUCAGCUUAUAAGAAGUUGAUAAAACUUACUGACAAAUUCGCAAUCAUAUUUCCUCGAGCAUAAGUGGAACAAAGAAUAAGAAAAAAUUCCAGUUUUCUAAUUAUAGUUGUCUUUCAAUGUACUUGUGGAUGCAUGAAUCCCAAGAUUUGCAUAGACUAUUGUCUUAGCCGUUUUAUUGUCCAAGGAGCUCAUGUCACAUGAUUAUACAUAUGUUAUAAUGUGCUUUAUUUUGCUGCAUUUACCCAGGGUUGGUAGGUAUGCUGCUUGCUCGUGUUGCUCAGACAGUGUUCCUAACUGGUAUUGCGUGAAUUUUGUCAACAAGAUUUUUCUCCUAAUUGUGACAGACCAAGGGGAUGAGAUCCUUGACUACUGUGCCAGGAAUGUUAGCCUCAAUUCUGGAUUGUUUAAUUCUCGAGCUGCUGUUCAUGUGCGUGAACUCAAUUGGAUGGAUCCUUGGCCUCCUAAAUCUGUUUCGGACAACAUCGCAUCCCUGAAAAAAUAUUCUUGGACCUCCACAGAGUUCGAAGAAGUUCAGGGAGCAUCACUGGUCGUUGCUGCUGAUGUAAUUUAUAGUGAUGAUCUGACAGAUGCACUUUUCAGUGUUUUAGAGAGAUUAAUGUCGGCAGGUUCAGAAAAGGUGUUGUACUUGACAUUGGAGAAGCGGUACAACUUCAGUCUUGAUGAUCUUGAUGUUGUUGCUAAUGGCUAUUCACGUUUCAGAGGUUACUUGAGGCUGGAAGGAGAACACGAACGCUUCCAAUAUGGAAGAUCUCCUUGUUUUGUGGGUAAAUGCAUUGAUCUUACACAAAUUCCUCAGUAUGUAAAGGAGUACGAGAGAGGACAAGAUGUUGAGCUUUGGGAGAUUAGAUACAACAGAAAGAAACAAUUGUAGAAAUCUAGAAAUUCUUGCAACAGUGAUUAGGAUGUAACCCGUGCAUGAAGUUGGUAUGCUUAUGCCAAUAGCAUUGCUGUGUGGGUUUGUGCUUUUUACAUAGUAACAUUAAUAUUUCAUACUUUUGAUUUAUUUCUAUUUUGUUCCUAUGUAAUUUCUAGAUAUUAAUUAUUUGAUAUGUAAGCUUGGUCAUAUUUUACAUAUUAGAUGCAUAAUUAAAUUAACUUUAAUUGUAUCUUCUAUUUCACUAUCACAGAUUUGUGUUCCCACU